UUCCCUUUGCUUGCACAUCAAUCAGACAUCAUCCCGGUUUUACCUCGCUCGCUAGGGUUUCUCUAAUCAAAAUUUCACUUCCUAAAUCCAAUCAUAGAGAGAAACCGAGGAAGAUCGAUAGUUAAAACCAGGGUUUCUAUGUGUUGGAUGUCUCUUCUCCCUCUCUGUCAAGUUUGAUUUACGUGAAUGGAUAUCAUGAAGACAACUUCAUACACAGAUGAUCUUUCCUCUUCACCUUCACCAACCUAUCGAAAUAGGAACGUGUUCCUAAUGUUGGCCAGGAGAGAGAUAGCUCCGAGAAUUAGAAAGGGUUUACAGCGAAGGCAAGGGAGUGGAACUUCUGAGCAUGACCAUCGGUCGUUUGUUAAACCCAAAAGUGAAAGUGCUCGGGAUUCAAGGCGGGAACUUCUUUCAUGUGCAGCUAUAUCGUUUUUCCAAAUUACGUGUUCUUAUAGGGUGGAGGCUGAGUCCUUGCGGUGUUUAUCAGCCAAGUAUUGUCCAUUAAUGCCUUCACCGAGAUCAACUAUUGCAGCAGCAUUUAGUCCAGAUGGGAAAAUUCUUGCGUCUACUCACGGUGACCAUACCGUCAAAAUAAUUGACUGCCAAACUGGGAAAUGUCUGAAGGUUUUGAGUGGACAUCGAAGGACACCUUGGGUGGUUAGAUUUCACCCGUUGCGUCCAGACAUACUUGCCAGUGGAAGCUUGGACCAUGAAGUUCGCUUAUGGAAUGCAAAUACUUCAGAAUGCAUAGGAUCCCGUGAUUUUUACCGGCCUAUUGCUUCCAUUGCAUUCCAUUCUGAAGGAGAACUGCUUGCAGUUGCUGCAGGCCAUAAGCUGUACUUAUGGCAGUACAGUGGCAAAGGAGAGACCUCCUCACCUGCUAUCGUAUUGAGGACAAGGCGUUCUCUUCGUGCCGUGCAUUUCCAUCCACAUUCAUCUCCACUUUUAUUAACCGCUGAGGUCAAUGAUCUUGACUCUUCGGAUUCUAAAAUGGCACCUGCAACAUCUCUUGGUUAUCUGCAUUAUCCCCCUCCUGCUGUAUAUAUGGGCAAUAUGCAUCGGAUAGAUCGUCUAAGUUUAGCAGCAGAACUACCGUUGAUGCCCUUACCUCUCUACUCUCCUUCAAUUCUAAGAGUUGAUUCAAGGCCACAACCGCAGAACGGCAGUAGACCUGUUGGCUCGAAUACCAGACUGUUAGAAUCUUCUGAUCAACAUAUAUUUCAUGCAAAUUCAACCGAACAAUAUGAACAUCUGAUGGCUUCUUCUAUGCCUACUUCUAACACCCAUAAUCCCGUAAAUGAUAGUUUAGCUAAUCAAAAUCGUAGCUCGUUGCAACUUUCAGAUGGAUCCCAUCAAGAUGGUCCUUCAAACAUGGAUAUCUCUGGUGUUGAAGGUGUUCAUGAAUCAAGACCUAGUUCGUUGGCUCAGGCGUCGGACGAGAUUAGGCAAGACCUAUCAAGAGAUCGGGUACGUUGGGAAUUACCCUUCAUGCAAGGAUGGUUAAUGGGUCAUAAUCAAGUUGGCACGCCAUCAACAUUUCCUCUUAGGGGUAGUCCACAUAGAUAUUCAGUUGGUGACAGGAGGCCAGGUUUAACAUCUUUGACACCUGAAUCGACAAAUACUAGUAGGGAAGUUGCGGAGGCUUCUUUGGUCAUGCCAUACAAUAUGAAUAGGGUGAAUCCUGAAAGACCGGGAUUAUGGGAUUUUUAUCCACAUGCUACUUUGACUUCUGCAUCGGAAUACAGGCAAAGUGCUCCAACCAAUGAGCCAAACGACGGUGGUGACUCGUUUCCCAUUAUAAGUCGAAUAGAGUCUCAGCUGUCGGCAUCACUGGCUGCCACAGCGGCUGCUGAGUUGCCGUGCACCGUGAAGCUAAGAAUAUGGCCUCAUGAUUUGAAAAAUCCAAGUGCCUCACUCAAGGUUGAACGAUGCCGUCUAGUUAUUCCACAUGCUGUCCUUUGCAGCGAAAUGGGUGCCCAUUUUUCACCUUGUGGAAGAUAUCUAGCUGCUUGUGUUGCAUGUGUGCUUCCUCAGUUUGAAGCCGAUUCUGGGAUGCCAACCCAACUCCAUCAAGAGGCCAGGGGGGCUGGAACAUCUCCUACACGACAUCCUAUUUCUGCUCGUCAAGUGAUCUAUGAACUUCGAAUAUAUUCACUCGAGGAGGCAACCUUCGGUUCGGUACUUAUCUCAUGGCCAAUUAGAGCUGCUCACUGUUUGACGUCAAUCCAGUUUUCACCUACUUCUGAGCACAUACUGCUUGCUUAUGGUCGACGCCAUAGUUCCCUUCUCAAAAGCAUUGAUAUAAAUGGGGAGACUUCUUUAUCUAUUUACACGGUUUUGGAGGUAUAUAGAGUUUCGGAUAUGAAACUCGUGAGUGUGCUUCCUAGCGCAGAAGAUGAGGUGAAUGUAGCAUGUUUUCACCCUUUCUCGGGGGGAGGUAUUGUCUAUGGAACAAAGGAAGGCAAGCUUAGAGUCCUUCAAUUUAAUGGUGCUCACGGGAUGACUUUCACUAGACCCGAUCACUUUCUUGAAACACAAAUGGAUGUAGAACGAUAGUACAGGGUCAGGCUUUAUGCUUUAGAAUGUUAAAACACAGCCAUGAUGUUUCACAUCUAGUGGGACGAUUAAACGACCAAUUGUGUUACAGGAACUUGCACCAGCUCUCCUAACCGAUGCUGCUAGCUGGAAUUGGUUCCGUGGCCUUCUGCUCGGGUGUUUUCUUUUUCUCUCUCACUUUUGACCGUUUUCUUGUAUGUUUACCCAUGUACAAUGUGUUUGUUAACAAGUUGUAGUACACCUCAAGAAGUCGCCAUUUCCCGUGGCCAUAUUCGGUUGUAUGUAGGGUUUUAGGGAUCCAACAAAUAUUGUAUAUCGAGACGAGAUUGUUUCCCCAUCAUAGACGUUUUCUCCAUAGCUUUCUUGGUAAAAUGGUGUCGGUUUUGUUCUUCUUCACUUUUUUUCCGUUUAAUCGUAUAGUUUCAUACUUGUAUACAUGAUAAUACAAGUUUUACCAUUUUUUUUGGCCAAUUAU
This is a messenger RNA of Cynara cardunculus var. scolymus (artichoke), 3031 nucleotides long. RefSeq lists its product as uncharacterized. The record is from RefSeq and is a predicted model, not a curated record. Gene Ontology annotation, biological process: autophagy. Bases 187 to 2556 code for a protein of 789 amino acids. NCBI's taxonomy places the organism in Eukaryota, Viridiplantae, Streptophyta, Magnoliopsida, Asterales, Asteraceae. Gene Ontology annotation, cellular component: intracellular membrane-bounded organelle. Gene Ontology annotation, molecular function: protein binding. The transcript is spliced from 15 exons.